Sorex fumeus (smoky shrew) is the source of this 2705-nucleotide messenger RNA. It is a transcript of the gene TRPV4, whose product is annotated as transient receptor potential cation channel subfamily V member 4. NCBI's taxonomy places the organism in Eukaryota, Metazoa, Chordata, Mammalia, Eulipotyphla, Soricidae. The transcript has 15 exons. Gene Ontology annotation, cellular component: membrane; cilium. The coding region runs from base 1 to 2616 and encodes 871 amino acids. The record is from RefSeq and is a predicted model, not a curated record. Gene Ontology annotation, molecular function: calcium channel activity; protein binding. Gene Ontology annotation, biological process: osmosensory signaling pathway; actin filament organization; calcium ion import across plasma membrane.
AUGGCAGAUGGCAGGGAGAGCCCCCGCGUGGGGCCCGGGGAGGUGGCCGAGCCCCCUGGGGACGAGGGCGGGACCCCCGCUGGGGAGCCCUUCCCGCUCUCCUCGCUGGCCAACCUGUUUGAGGGCGACGAGGGCUCCCCCUCGCCCUCCCCGGGGGACGCCGGGCGGCCCUCUGGCCCGGCCGACGGGCGGCCCAACCUGCGCAUGAAGUUCCAGGGCGCUUUCCGCAAGGGGGUGCCCAACCCCAUCGACCUCCUGGAGUCCACCCUGUACGAGGCCUCGGUGGUGCCCGGCCCCAAGAAGGCCCCCAUGGACUCGCUCUUCGACUACGGCACCUACCGCCACCACCCCAGCGACAACAAGCGGUGGAGGAGGAAGGUCUUAGAGAAGCAGCCGCAGAACCCCAAAGCGCCCGCCCCCCAGCCGCCUCCUGUCCUCAAAGUCUUCAACCGCCCCAUCCUCUUCGACAUCGUGUCCCGGGGCUCCACCGCCGACCUGGACGGGCUGCUCCCCUACCUGCUCAGUCACAAGAAGCGCCUGACCGACGAGGAGUUCCGGGAGCCGUCCACGGGGAAGACCUGCCUGCCCAAGGCCCUGCUGAACCUGAGCCACGGCCGCAACGACACCAUCCCCGCGCUCCUGGACAUCGCCGAGCGCACGGGCAACAUGCGCGAGUUCAUUAACUCGCCCUUCCGGGACAUCUACUACCGAGGCCAGACGGCCCUGCACAUCGCCAUCGAGCGCCGUUGCAAGCACUACGUGGAGAUGCUCGUGGCCCAGGGGGCUGACGUCCACGCCCAGGCGCGGGGACGCUUCUUCCAGCCCAAGGACGAGGGCGGCUACUUCUACUUCGGGGAGCUGCCCCUGUCGCUGGCCGCCUGCACCAACCAGCCGCACAUCGUCAACUACCUGGCCGAGAACCCGCACAAGAAGGCCGACAUGCGGCGCCAGGACUCGCGGGGCAACACGGUGCUGCACGCGCUGGUGGCCAUCGCCGACAACACGCGCGAGAACACCAAGUUCGUCACCAAGAUGUACGACCUGCUGCUGCUCAAGUGCGCCCGCCUCUUCCCCGACAGCAACCUGGAGGCCGUGCUCAACAACGACGGGCUCUCGCCCCUCAUGAUGGCCGCCAAGACCGGCAAGAUCGGGGUCUUCCAGCACAUCAUCCGGCGGGAGGUGACGGACGAGGACACGCGGCACUUAUCCCGCAAGUUCAAGGACUGGGCCUACGGGCCCGUGUACUCCUCGCUUUACGACCUCUCCUCCCUGGACACGUGCGGGGAGGAGGCGUCGGUGCUGGAGAUCCUGGUGUACAACAGCAAGAUCGAGAACCGCCACGAGAUGCUGGCCGUGGAGCCCAUCAACGAGCUGCUUCGGGACAAGUGGCGCAAAUUCGGGGCCGUGUCCUUCUACAUCAACGUGGUCUCCUACCUGUGCGCCAUGGUGGUCUUCACGCUCACCGCCUACUACCAGCCGCUCGAGGGCACCCCGCCGUACCCUUACAGCACCACCACGGACUACCUGAGGCUGACGGGCGAGGUCAUCACGCUCCUCACCGGGGUCCUGUUCUUCUUCACCAGUAUCAAGGACUUGUUUAUGAAGAAGUGCCCGGGCGUGAAUUCCCUCUUCGUGGAUGGCUCCUUCCAGCUGCUCUACUUCAUCUACUCGGUGCUGGUCAUCGUCUCGGCCGCCCUCUACCUGGCGGGCAUCGAGGCCUACCUGGCCAUCAUGGUCUUCGCCCUGGUCCUGGGCUGGAUGAACGCCCUUUACUUCACCCGUGGGCUGAAGUUGACGGGGACCUACAGCAUCAUGAUCCAGAAGAUCCUCUUCAAGGACCUCUUCCGCUUCCUGCUGGUCUAUCUGCUCUUCAUGAUCGGCUACGCCUCAGCCCUGGUCUCCCUCCUGACCCCGUGCUCCAGCAUGAAGGCGUGCAGCGCGGACCACAGCAACUGCACGGUGCCCACGUACCCGUCGUGCCGGGACAGCGAGACCUUCAGCGCCUUCCUGCUGGACCUCUUCAAGCUGACCAUCGGCAUGGGAGACCUGGAGAUGCUGAGCAGCACCAAGUACCCCGUGGUCUUCAUCGUCCUGCUGGUCACCUACAUCAUCCUCACCUUCGUGCUCCUCCUCAACAUGCUGAUCGCCCUCAUGGGCGAGACGGUGGGCCAGGUCUCCAAGGAGAGCAAGCACAUCUGGAAGCUGCAGUGGGCCACCACCAUCCUGGACAUCGAGCGCUCCUUCCCCGUGUUCCUGCGCAAGGCCUUCCGCUCCGGCGAGAUGGUGACCGUGGGCAAGAGCUCGGAUGGUACCCCUGACCGCAGGUGGUGCUUCAGGGUGGACGAGGUGAACUGGUCUCACUGGAACCAGAACUUGGGCAUCAUUAACGAGGACCCGGGCAAGAACGAGACCUACCAGUACUACGGCUUCUCACACACCGUGGGCCGCCUCCGCAGGGAUCGCUGGUCCUCUGUGGUGCCACGCGUGGUGGAACUGAACAAGAACUCCAGCCCCGACGAGGUGGUGGUGCCCCUGGACCACGUGGGGAACCCCAGCCACGACGGCCACCGGCAGAGUGUCCCCCACAAGUGGAGAACGGACGACGCCCCCCUCUAGGGGCUGCGGCUGGGGCAGCCCCUCCCCUGCCCGUUCCUGGCCCACCUGCGUUUCAGAGGUGCCCUCCGGGGCGUCCCCCCGCUCCCCGC